GGAUUCCUAUCAUUUUUGGAAAAUAUGGCGUCAAUGAGAAAAUAUGGAUAGUAAGGCAGGUGCUAAUGUAGAAUGAGUUUUACCUGGAUUAAAAAAACGCAUGAAUUUGCAUGGUACGAAUUAUUUUAUCGCCUAAAGAUGAAUGCCUUUAGCUAUGCAACAAGUUAUUGCUGGUGAAAUGGGUCUAGUAGCGAAUAUCAUCCACUGAGCCAGUUAUUCAAAGAAUCAAAGUAUCGACGAAGUCAUUACGUAACGGAACUAGGUCUGACAAUAGAGAACCACGGACCCCAUUAUUUCGACACUCUGUGGUCAGGAUAAUAACAACAUUAUUAUAAUGACUGAUGAAACCUACCAUUAUAGUGCAUAAUUAUCGAAAUGUUACUAAAUAUAAGUUCUUGAGGCGUAAUAAGUACUUAAAGUUGUAUAAUGGGUGAUAUUUUUUAUGAAUAAAGGGAGUGAGUUUCUAUAGAAACUGUGAUGCUGGCGUCGGCGUGGGGUAAUUUAAGAUAAUUUGUUUUCAUCAACUGAGUUGUCAAUGUAAAUUGGCCACCGUAAAGAGUUUCUAAAGCUAACGUUUCCAGCGUCAACCCUUCGUCAGCCGUCAGCAUUAGCUCAUGUUCUAUAAUAUACGAAAAGUCUUGAUGUUCCUCAGUUUCCUGGACUAGUUCUUGAUGAGCAAAAAUGAAAGUGGCCGGCCCUCUAGAUCUCUUUUCAUCACGGUAAUUCUCUGAAAAAACCAUUGGUUUGAUGCCAGCAGAUGAACGCAAAAUUUCGAACUUUUUGAAUAAAUGUUUCACAUCGUUUAAUAAAUGUUUUAUUAAUAUGAAACUAUCUAUUUGCGGUGGAAACUUUCCGUUAGUGAUAUAAUUUACGAUUCAAUGCGUUCUGUUAGAAAAUUCCGGUCUGGUUUCGCGGAGGUCGUUUAUCAACAGCUCCAACAGUUUUUGGCUUUAAGUCAAGUUUUAUCCUUUCUAGUAAUGAGAGAAACAUGAGAACCGCUGUGAUAAAAAAGUAUUACAGAGUAAUUCCAUAUGAUUUAGAUUUGGUGCAAUUGUAGACGUUAAGAGAUUUUAAGACACACACUAGGCAUCAUGGAGGUAAUACACCGUGGCUUUGAGGGGGUGUUUAUUAAUUAUUGCCCAACGGAUUUUCCAGUGUUUAGUGAAAAACAAAGACUUACGGUUCGUAUAAAGAUCAAGCUUUGGGGAACAUAAUAGACACAACCACUUGGAAGGGGAGGGUAGGGCUCCUUGGAGCGUGAACCCCAUAGCGUUGUUUGACUCAAAGGGAUGUAGAAUCUAGUGGAUUUGUUUUGUCUUUGACACAAUAAAUGAUUGUCACGCGGUCUUAAUCUUGAUAAAAUCCAACUACAAAAGACUGUGUGUCUGUUCACGUGUAUCUGUUAUAUCCAUGAUCGGUUAUGCAUAAAUCACAUAUCAGUUGCUCAUUGGUGGCAAAUAUUACAUUAACGCAAAUGUUAUAUUGUCAUUGAACAACAAGGCGCACGCUGAGCGAAAUAGAGUCUUUCAGGAAGUGAUCCAGGAAAUGGCUUAAUCGCCUGGCGAGAUUCAUUGAACAGUGUGCAAAGGAUUAAUUACGAUACUUUCUUGACAGUUUUUUUACGUACUUUAGCUGCGUACUUUGUUCCGUUGUCUAAUUAGCUUUGCAAAGUAGUGCGCUCGGCUUGUAUAUUCGGAGAAAGCACUUUAUAAUCUACUUUUAGGCUAUUGUGCUGUUUUGAGUCUGUUUAUCAUUGACUGCGUACUUUUAUUGUGUGCCUAAUCCAUGCAAAUAAGUUUUAUCCAAGCAGUGGAGGUUUUACUUAGAUCUGUGGUAAAAAGUGGUUUCUAGGUUAAAGUUAAACCGCGAGUUUUAUAUGAUUUUCGUGUGCUGAAACUCUUCAUAAGAAACUUGAAGCUCUUCUCCAGACAAACUGACCAAAUUGCCCUAGUCACGCCCGACCCAUUCGGCCCACGGGAGUACUCAGAGUCAGUCUCCGUUUUCUCGCACAGUCGUUUAGUGUAAACCUCGUGGACUUCUGCUUCUGGCUAUCGACAUUUUCAGCGCGGAGGAUUCUAAAUCAAAAUCAGUGAGUCUCUUGUUUCUCAAAGCAUCUUUCGUUUGUCAUUGCUUUUCGUUUUCGCCCCGAAUACAUGAAAACGAUUUACCCACAUCUGAUUUGAUUGUCUCGAUUGCGCGACGGUUUUUCUUAAUUAGAAUAACUAGCCAAGUGUCUUAUUCUUUAUUCUGAUCAGUAAUUACUGUGUAUUGUAAAUAGAUAGCUGUACUAAUACUACUGUAAACUUAUGCUUCCUUAUCUGUUUGAACAAGGCUUGUGUUCUGCUCAAAACACUGAUUGUGCGCGAUUGAUUCAGUGUCACACAAACAAAAACAGUUGAUGUGAUUCUCAGACAUAUUAUGUCUCUGCUUACGCAGUGAAUCAAUCUGGAGACGCCACCCCACGGUCUGAAUCAGUGCCGGGCCUUUUUAGAAAUACUAAGAGUCUUGAAGGUAUUUUUUGAUUGAAAAAAAAGUUUUCUGCGAUACAUGCAGGCUUUUAACUUUCCUUUAUGGCGCUCAACAGUAGCUCGAAAAAGCAGCCGAAUGACACAAAAAACAGAUUCAGACAAUUCAUAUGUUUAAAGGCGAUAUUUUUGUACCAAAACCCAAUGAACAUUUUCUCAGUCGUCGAAAAAAACAGUAAUCAUUUUAGCGCAUUCCUAAGCAUAUGGAAGAGUUUGCAAUCGCAGGAAUGUAAAAAUAAAGAGUUCGAGGCUACGUGAAGGUCUUUUAAGUGGUGUACUGUGGAAGGGUGGGUCUAUGGGGUUGCUGUGUGAGGCUUAACACUUACAUAAGUAUAGUAUUCAACCACUUUAACGAGUGACAAGUGUUAUCCGAAAUAUGGCGCAAUUGUUUUAUUCGACCUGUAAGGACGUUAGAAUUAAACCACGUACCCUCUUUGUGAAGUAUUCAUUUGUUAUUUACCUUUGACUAAGCGGUUCAUUGAGCUGUCAGCUUUGGCCAAAUCAUUUUGCACAGCAGGGGGCAAGGUUCUGACACGUGAGUCCUCUAAUACAAAGGUUUUACAGUUUUCCCGUUCUCAUGUUCAAAAGCCAUUUCUCCAAAGAGAACCUUUGAAUUGUUAACUAAAUGGUCCCUGUUUAUCUUUUAUAGAUAAACCGAGCAGAAAUAUGGCGUUGGAGUUAAUAGUUCUUGCAGCGCUGGUCAUAACCGCUGCCCUCUUAUACAGUGUACUUUCACAUCGAAUGGAGAACCCAAAACUCCCUCCUGGUCCAGUUCCUCUCCCAAUCAUUGGCAACAUGCUUCAAAUGGGAACAAAACCGCAUCUUGGCCUAACGAAACUUGCAAAGAAGUUCGGCAAGAUAUUUCGACUUACUGUCGGGAUUCAUCGGAUAGUGGUUGUGAACACCAUCGAUGUUGCUCGUGAAGCACUCGUAAAGAAGGCCAACGACUUUGCAGGCCGACCGCGACUUUACACGGCGGAUCUCAUUUCCCGAGGAGGCAAAGACAUUGCAUUUAGUGACUUUACCCCCACAUGGAAAUUGCAGAGAAAAAUAGCGCAUUCCGCGCUGAAAAUGUUUGGGCAAGGUAUCAAGCCCAUUGAGGAGAAAGCAUGUCAGGAGAUUAACGAACUUAUCAAACGGUUUGAGUCGGUCGAAGGGCGCGCGCACGACCCUCAACAUGACAUCAUCUUGGCUGUGAUAAACAUCAUCUGCGCAUUCGUGUUCGGUUCGCGCUAUGAUUUGGAUGAUCCUGAGUUCUACACCAUUCUCCACUACAACGAGCAGUUUGUUCAAGGAUUCAGAGCUGGAAAUCUGGUGGAUUAUUUUCCGUGGUUACGCCACUUUCCUAGUAAGGGGGUAACACUCAUCAAGCAGGCUGUCAAAGACCGCGACACCAUCUUACAGAGGAAGUUUGACGAGCAUAAGAACACGUAUCAAGAUUGCGUGACGCGUGACCUCACUGAUGCCUUAAUUAAAGCCAUGCACGAGUCUCAUGCUGAAAAUCCCGGAAGGUCAUUACCAAUAUCCGAAGAUCACGUGGUUUUAACCAUGAACGAUAUCUUCAGCGCAGGCCUAGAGACCACCUCCACAUGCGUGCUGUGGGCGCUUGCGUAUUUAGCUCUGAAUCCUAAAGUGCAAGAGAAAAUCCAUCAAGAAUUGGAUGACGUAAUAGGGAGGGAGCGCCUGCCAGAAAUGUCAGAUAAGCCAAACUUGCCAUAUUUGGAGGCUACCAUAUAUGAGGUGUUGCGUUACAGUUCUCUGGUCCCGUUACUGUUCCCACAUUCAACAACAACUGAUACGAAUCUCAAUGGAUUUGACAUUCCUCAGAACACUAUUGUGCUCUUCAAUGUCUGGGCUAUGCAUCACGAUGAAAGGGAAUGGGACAAGCCACAUGUAUUUGAUCCUUCACGUUUUCUAGAUGACGAUGGCAAACUUAUUUGCCCUGGAACUCUAAGUUAUCUGCCCUUUUCGGCCGGACGACGCGUGUGUCUGGCCGAAUCACUCGGGAAAAUUCAACUUUUCCUGUUUAUUUCUCACUUAUUACACAAGUUUCGCUUUAGUGUUCCACACGACUCAAAGGCCCCGGAUUUGGAAGGAAUCUUUGGUGCCAGUUUAUGUCCCAAGCCUUACAGUCUAUGCAUUGAGAGACGCUACUAGACUGGCACUAUCUGAACAUGAAUCGACGUGAACCGAAGUGAACAUUCUGGUUAUAAAUUCAGAUGGUUCCAUUUAUCGCUUGAAUAUCAAUGAUACAUCGCUUGAUCGGUAACAGACAAUCGGUGUUAGCCGGGAAAGAUUGACUAUUUGUCACGGUAUUUACUUAUCUGAAAGUGACACAAUUGAUACGUCAAGUAACGCAAAUUUUCACAACACGAGUCCAGAUGGAUCUAAAUAACGAACAUCUCUGAUCGAAUACUUGAUCAGUCGGAACUAAAAAUCAAUGCAGAACAUACAUUAAACUUUUGUGACUGUCUAUUUAUUAACCUCGAAUGAGAAAAAAGUGAAAGAAUUCCUCUAAAAGUUUUCAAGUAAUUUAUUACCAGAAUAGCAUAAUAACCAAACACAUGACAAAUAUAAUUCAUGUAUAUCGUGAUGCCAAAUUUUGGCAAAUUUUCAGGACGAAUUGGGUUUUUCAAUGAUAGAAAACAAGAAAACUGCGUGUAAACUGACCAAUACAGUCAUGUAUUCAUCUUGGGAGAGAAAAAAAAAACUGACUAACUACUCAAGUAGACAAGCAUCAAACUUUAAGAUUGUAUUCCUAUAAAACAAAGAAAGUUUGAUUGCAAAGUAAGAAUGAAUAUAUAUUCCAAUAAUUUAUCUCAACAAUUCAGUACGCCAAGAAAUUAGUAACAUAAUCUUUUGAAUCCUUCCUCAUUUCAUUGAAUUUUGGUAAAUGUCUUCGUCCCAAUUGACAUUUUCAUAAAUGUAACAGUGUUGUAGUUUUGUAUUUUAAAAGAAUCUGACGGAUAAAAGAUACUUCUUUAAUUAUGUAAAGGUUCCAAGUUGUUAUAGCCACAUCAAGUGAAGACUUAUUGUUGGUUACUUUUUAAGCACUCUGCUGAAAAUCACUGACUUCCUUAUACCAGUUCAUGGCAUAGUGAGGCAUUGUACAAAUAGUGCAGUCCAAGUGAGUUUAAAUUCCUUGAGGACAAGAGUAACUGAAAUAAACUUUUUAUAUAUGUU
Molecule: messenger RNA, 5708 nt
Organism: Pocillopora meandrina
Lineage: Eukaryota; Metazoa; Cnidaria; Anthozoa; Scleractinia; Pocilloporidae
Source: the annotation of a GenBank genome assembly